CAACCAGCAAUCUAUCGACAGGUGCUCCGUGACGUCACCGCCAGCUCAGGUGCUGGGCGGAACGAUUUCUCCCGGAUCUCGCAACUGGGGGAGCUGCUGGGUGUGUUGCACGGGUCGCCAUUUCUGUGGGUUGAGUGGUGCGCGGCCUGUUUUGGUCCGGCGCGGCGCGGUUUUUGGCGGCGGCGGCGGCGGCCCGGAGAUGGAGUUCGCGGAGCUGAUUAAGACUCCGCGGGUCGAUGGUGCCAUCCUUCACCGACCCUUCCUGCCGAGGGUGGAGGGCACGCUCUGCCUGACCGGCCACCACCUGAUACUGUCGUCCCGCCAGGACAACAGUGAGGAGCUGUGGCUGCUGCUCAGCAACAUCGACGCCAUCGAGAAGAGGUUUGUGGGAACAUUAGGUACAAUUACGAUUAAAUGCAAAGAUCUGCGUAUUAUCCAGCUGGACAUCCCUGGCAUGGAUGAAUGUCUAAAUAUUGCUAGUUCUAUUGAGGCUUUAUCCACUUUGGAUUCCACUACAUUAAUGUAUCCUUUCUUUUAUCGACCGAUGUUUGAGGUCUUGGAAGAUGGAUGGCAUUCCUUCCUUCCAGAGCACGAGUUCACUUUGCUUUCUGCGAUGACAGAUGAAUGGCGACUUAGUUACGUUAACAAAGAUUUCACUGUCUGUCCAUCCUAUCCUCCCAUUGUCACGGUGCCAAAGUCAAUUGAUGACGAGGUUCUGAAAAAAGUUGCUACAUUUCGUCAAGGUGGUCGCUUCCCUGUCCUUAGCUACUAUCAUAAAAAGAACGGAAUGGUAAUGAUGCACAGUGCACAACCAUUGACUGGAACCAAUGGAAGAAGGUGCAAGGAAGAUGAGAGAUUGAUUAAUGCCACUCUACGGGCAGGGAAACGUGGUUAUAUAAUUGACACCAGAUCAAUUACUACUGCUCAGCAAGCGAGAGCCAAAGGAGGUGGCUUUGAACAGGAAGCACAUUAUCCUCAGUGGCGACGAAUUCACAAGUCCAUUGAGAGGUACCACAUUCUUCAGGAAAGUUUAAUUAAACUGGUUGAAGCUUCUAAUGACCAAUCCCACAACAUGGAUAGAUGGCUGAGCAAACUGGAGGCUUCCAGCUGGUUGACCCACAUAAAAGAAAUAUUAACCACUGCUUGCCUGGCUGCACAGUGUAUUGACAGGGAAGGUGCAUCUGUAUUGGUUCAUGGCAGUGAAGGGAUUGACUCUACUUUGCAAGUCACCUCUCUUGCCCACAUUAUCCUAGAUCCACAGUCGAGAACAAUUAAUGGAUUUGAGGCCUUAAUUGAGCGUGAAUGGUUGCAGGCUGGCCAUCCAUUCCAGCAACGGUGUGCUCAGUCAGCCUAUUCCAAUUCCAAGCAGAAGAAUGAAGCUCCUGCAUUUCUCCUCUUUUUAGAUUGCUGCUGGCAGAUCCAGCGCCAAUUUCCAUGUUCGUUUGAGUUUAAUGAACAGUUCCUAAUCGUGUUGUUUGAACACGCUUAUGCCUCUCAAUUUGGGACCUUCUUGGGUAAUAAUGAAAAUGAAAGGCGCAAACUAAAGCUUCAGCAGAAAACUGUCUCUCUAUGGUCUUGGGUGAAUAGACCAAAAGAGCUGGAAAAGUACUUGAACCCUCUCUAUGAAGCAAACAGCUUAGUCAUCUGGCCUUCAGUGGCACCACAAAGUUUACAGCUUUGGGAAGGUGUAUUUCUCCGAUGGAAUCGUUCUUCAAAAUACCUGGAUGAGGCCUGGGAUGAAAUAAUUCAUAUUAUUGAGUAUAAUAAGGAUUUGCAGGCAAAAGUAAAUGCACUUCGACGUCAGCUAGCUGAGCUACAAACAGAAGAUGGAGAUCUUGAAAGUCCUUGAAAAAUAUUGCAGAUUUAUAAAUUAUUACAUUUACUCCAUUGAAAAAAAGUAACAUUUUGUAUAUGAUGCUGUGCAUGUAUUAAUCCUUAAGUAUAUUUGAACAUCAAGUUCUCUCCAGUAGGAGGAAAUUUAGACGAAUCCUUGCUAUUAGUUACAUGGUAAUAAUUCAGAUGCCCCGAAAACAGCUUUUGAGGAGGAAUAUUUUUCAGUACGGUUUUAAAGUAAAAUCUGCAAAUCAAGCUGCUAACCAUCCAAUUUCAGGAUGGAUUAAUCAGAAAAAUAUUGCACAAGUAUUGAAAUAUAAUUCCUUAUAUAACCUUGCCUGUGUAUUUCCACUCUCCGUCUUAUUGUACUGUCGCUGCUGUUUACUAGGCCCUAUCCUUAUGGAAGGUGUGAGCAAAUCACUGAUUGUGGGAGCAGUUAAAUAAUCAAAUUAUUAAAUUAGAAGGAUGACUGAAUUAUUGAAGCAUUUAUUGAAUUUUGUAACACAUUGAGAAUUUGUCAAAGUCUGCUAUUGUAUAAUUUAAAAAUUAACAUUCAGAAAUAGCAUCUUUUUUUUAGAGAUGUAUUUUCACAUGCGAUAACGUAUGUCAAAAUGGGAGCGUGUAAUUUAAAGUAGAUUAAUGUACUUCAGGCCAUGAAUCUUUGGCAGAUGCAGAGGAAAUUACUAAGUUUAGUUUAAUAUUGCCAUCGGUUAUUGCACUUAGAUGUAUCUGUACUUUGGUUGAAAGAAAACUACUUUCCUUGGAAAUUAUGACCUGACCAGAAGCUACUGAAACUUACUCAUGUGGAAACAUUGCACCUACUACAUGUCACGAGUAAUGAUUUCUGCUAACAGUGCCAGAUUGCUAUUAAUAGAUCUGCAGGCCUAUUUGUUAUCACUUGAAGCCUUAGAAACACUCAUCCUAAUGCUUAUUAUACUAAAAUAUGGAAGAAAUGAGAGACAAUGAUGAGCUCGAUUCUGAUUCUAUUCAAUGGCAAGUAAAAUUUUUUUGAGCAAAGUGAAUUAUGCAAAUUAUUAUUAUUAUUAAGUGCAUUUAUAAUGAAAUGAUCAGCUUAUUUUGAUUUGAAAUGGAAGAGGACCAAUCUAGCUGCAAAGUUGGAAUGUUUUUGUUUAACAGACAAAAAUAAUGUUAAAAUUAUGCAGGAAAAAUACCUCCCAAGAAUAUUAACACUUCUUCAGAUGGGCAAAAACAUCUACAUACAUGGAUGUAAUCUAUUUCUGGAUUGUGGUACCAUUGUUUGCACUUUAUGAAGAAUAUACUUCAGUUAUAUCAUUGUCAGGUGGUAACUUUACUCUAUGAAAUUAACCUCUCAUGUUAAAUGUAUACCAAGAAAUUAUAACUACUAAGUAGAAUAUGUUCACAAGACUUAAUGGUUGCUUAUUUAUAACAGACCACUGAGUUGCACAAUUCAAGUAUGUCAUUUUUUGCUGAAGGAACUGUAGUUAAGUGAAUUUGAAAAUACACUAUAUGCCCACUUCUACCAAACAAUCAUUUCCAGUCUUUAUUUGAACUAGCACUUUAACGUUCUAACAGAAAAGUCCUUACUGAAAUUUUAACCUGCAUAUGCUUGUUAUUCUUUGUUGGCAUCGUUCCUGUACAAAUUAACAUUUGAAAUGAUCUUGAAGUAAUUGUUGCUGAUAAAGCAGAGAAGUUGGUGUAGGAAAUUAUGACACAAUGCAUCCUUCCUUAUCUGUGCAGAUGCUUGUUUGGAUACUUUGCUGAUCAUUGGAUGAAAUAAUUAGGGCAGCUUUUUAAAAGUAUAUUUAUGUCUUUGUUACACUACAUUAUUAAAAUUAGAUAUUUUGGAGGUUAACACAAAGUCUGUGAUAUCAGAUGUCCUUGGAUGUUUUUAAUUGUUUUGGCCAGUCUAUUACCUUUACUAUUUUUUUUGAAAAUUCUGAAUUGGAUAAAUGCUUGACUAGUUCCAGAAAGUUUGGAUCCAUUUUUAGCAUGGGAUAGUACCAAUGUGGUCAUAUCAAUAGAGUUGUGAGAUAUUAAUAACAUCUUCAAACCUCAACUGUAAGGCGAGUGGCUUUUUAUUUACAAACAACCCCCUUCACCUUGAAACCCCACCACCUCAUCCAAGGGGGAAAAUAGCCUCUUCCUUCGUGGAGCCAGUUCAAUUGAGGCCAGUUUUGAGAUCACAGUAGUCUACUGCCAGGUAACUUUUGAAGUUAGUGUGACUGUUGCUGAUACAAUUUUGUGAGGAACUGCAUUAAUGCUUUUACAAAAUAACUUCAAGUUCUCCAUUUAUAUUCAAUUAAAGAUAGAUGCAAUUCAAGUACUGAUGGGUAUGUAAUUUUUGCCAAUGGCAACGUGAUUUUGAAACUGAUGAUGUGAGUGCUGAUUCUUUUAGAUUGCUUCAGGAAGAUAUCACUUGCUGUUCUGAUGGUUGCCCCUUUGGCUUUCUUCCAUAAUUGAAGCUUGCUUAUCAGUGUCAAUAGAGAAUCUUUAAAAGGAUGUAAUUUUUUUCAAUAAUUAAUCUCUAAUGGACUGGAGUAAUUAGCAUUUAAAUGUUCUGUCAAUAUUUAUGGUUGUGAAGCAUUUUGUGCUAAAUUCAGAAAUCCUGUUUAAAUCAUUUUGUAGUACUGUAUGGCCAAUGUAGUACAUGUAUAUGAAAACAGCUGACUUCAAUCUAUCUGAUUAUGUGAACCAGAUGAUAUGUAGGUAAUGCAAUAUUUGAAACUCAUGCAAAUUCAGUCUUUCUGCAAAUUCAACCAGGUGUUUACUUCACUUAUGUGAAAAUUUAAAAUAUAAGGGUAUGAAAUUUGUUCAAAAUACAAGCUAUGCUGUGUGAAAUGUUAUCAUUGGUUAAGUCCUGUCUAAAUUAUGCAAUGCAUGCAUUGGCUUGAAAUGUAAUUCUUUUGACAUUAAAUGUUUUAAAUACA
Pristis pectinata (smalltooth sawfish) is the source of this 4742-nucleotide messenger RNA. It is a transcript of the gene mtmr9, whose product is annotated as myotubularin related protein 9. Gene Ontology annotation, biological process: negative regulation of autophagy. The transcript has 10 exons. The record is from RefSeq and is a predicted model, not a curated record. NCBI's taxonomy places the organism in Eukaryota, Metazoa, Chordata, Chondrichthyes, Rhinopristiformes, Pristidae. The coding region runs from base 200 to 1849 and encodes 549 amino acids.